GCCAUGCCACCCUGGGUCUCCCUGGUGCCCCCACGGUGUGCCCAUGUCCCCCUCCCGCAGGAGAUGCCACCCAGCGGGGGGCUGCUGUGCGGGGCCACAGGCCUGGCACUGCUGCUGGCCGCCACUGCCACCCGCUCCUGGGUCCAGCGCCGGGCACCGGGGGGCACUGCCAGCCUCGGGCUGUGGCACGUGUGCCUAGGGGGGCAGUGCCACCCCCACCCUGGCACCCCAGCGCUCUGGGAGGCCACUCGAGUGCUGCUGCUGCUGUCGCUGCUCGCCGCCGUCGCCGGCCUCGCCCUGGGCAUCUCCAUCCUGCUCGGCGGUGCCCGGCGGCUGCGUGCCCGCAUGGCUGGUGCCACCCUGCUGCUGGCUGGUCUGCUGGCACUGAUGGGGCUGGCAGUGUACACAGCUGGCACCCUGAGCCUCCUGGGGCCUGCCCAGCCUGCCUGGCGCUUCUCCUGGUCCUACAUCCUGGGCUGGGUCUCUGUCAUCCUCACCACCUCUGCAGGGCUCUUCCACCUCUGUGCUGCUGCCAAGGACCCAUCCCCAGAGAGCUCCGAAGUGGAGGGCACCUGAGGGGGGCACUGGGUGCUUGGAGGGGGGGCACAGCUGCCCCUCCCCGCCACGGGAGUCCAGUGGAUGUUGCCCAGGGUGUGGGUCACUGCUGUGCCAAGUUGUGCCUUGUCGCUGCUGUGCCAAGUUAUGCCAGUCUCUGCAGGGCUGAGUUGUGCCAGUCUCUGCUGCCCUGAGCUGUGCCCAGCCUCUGAUGGGCUGAGUUGUGCCAGUCUCUGCUGCCCUGAGCUGUGCCCAGCCUAUGCUGGGCUGAGUUGUGCCAGCCACUGCUGCCCUGAGCUGUGCCCAGUCUCUGCUGCCCUGAGCUGUGCCCAGUCUCUGCAGGGCUGAGCUGUGCCAGUCACUGCUGCCCUGAGCUGUGCCCAGCCUCUGCUGGGCUGAGCUGUGCCAGUCACUGCUGCCCUGAGCUGUGCCAGUCACUGCUGCCCUGAGCUGUGCCCAGUCCCUGCCAUGCUGAGCUGUGCCAGCCACUGCUGCCCUGAGCUGUGCCCAGUCCCUGCCAUGCUGAGCUGUGCCUGGUCACUCCCCCCCAGCUCUUGCUGUGCCAAUAAAAUGCCAUGUGCCCCC
Molecule: messenger RNA, 1140 nt
Organism: Pogoniulus pusillus (Red-fronted tinkerbird)
Lineage: Eukaryota; Metazoa; Chordata; Aves; Piciformes; Lybiidae
Product: lens fiber membrane intrinsic protein-like
Exons: 4
Coding region: 4-576 (190 amino acids)
Cellular component (GO): plasma membrane
Source: RefSeq, a predicted model, not a curated record